Molecule: messenger RNA, 591 nt
Organism: Lasiodiplodia theobromae
Lineage: Eukaryota; Fungi; Ascomycota; Dothideomycetes; Botryosphaeriales; Botryosphaeriaceae
Exons: 2
Coding region: 1-591 (196 amino acids)
Source: RefSeq, a predicted model, not a curated record
AUGAACCCCGUCGGCUACGUCAACGACUACGAGCAGUGGGCCCAGGACGCCAACCGUGGCCAGACCAUUCGUCUGGCUUCGGCUGCUGCUGCUGCUGCUACCGCCGCCGCUGCCGCUGCUGCACCCAAGCCUGCGCCUGAGGCUGUUGAGGCUGCUCAAGCUCAGCAACUGAGUGGUACACAGGUUGACGGUGACCGCGACCGCUACCACACCUACUAUUACCGCCCCCGCUCCGACUCCUCCAUCAACAGUAGCUACUACUACGCGUGGCCUCGCAACUACGGCUACUACUAUGGUGGUCCGGGCUACCACAACACCCCCUACAGUCACGAGCACAACUGGUACGGCCGUACUGCGAGCGAAGUCUAUCAGGACAAUGUGGCGUACGUUAUGCAUCGCCGUGGUAUGGCCCCCCGCCGUGGUGACCAGGAGAUGGUCCCGCGUGAUCCGCGCGAUGACCAGAUGUUCUACGUGAGGGAGCUUGAUGGUCAAUGGACUCUGCGCUCCUUCGCUACCAUCGAGAACGAUCUUCGUCCUGGCUACUGGGACACCCACCAGGGCAGGGCCUACUUCGUUCGCACUCGCGAGUAG